ACAGUCAAAUCUAUAAAAGAAAAAUGUAAGUGGAAGGCAUACAAAAUAAUUCGUUCAAAUUAUUAUCAAGACGUAGCUAGAAAAAAUUACUCUUUUGAGUAUGGCAAAAUGGCACGUUUUGGAAAAAACUUAGUAUUUCUUGCAUACUUUAAAGACAAAGAUCAGUUGGACGCAGCUAAGGCAUUGGACAAAGGAGCAGACGAUACUUGGAUUAUUCAUGGUAAGGGUUUGGGCAAUCAACCGGUAGAGAUCUCAAAAAGGGACUCACGUAGUGAUUUGGUCAGCACUACGCCAAGAAAUAAUGGAAAAGUAACGCCUGCAACGAAAAUACAACCAAAGAAAGUUGUAGACAUAGUUUUGGAUUUGAGAGCAGAAAUCAACAAAGAGUUGUCACAGGAUGAAAAAGAUGAUGAAAAGUGGAUUGACAGAUGUAGAAAUGGGUACGCUGUGCUAGUUACAGAUUUAAAAGAAAGAAAAAAGAAGAUGGAUGAAGCAAGGUUGGAACGUGAUACUUUACAAAAAGAAUUGGAAGUAGUUCAUACCAAAGUGAAUGAAAAUCAAAAAAUACUGGAUAAGAUUAAAAGUGAAAAAGAGAAAAAAGCAAAAUCCAAUGAAAAUACUAAACAGGUAUCACCAUUAGAAUUACACGAGUAUGAAUCGAUAAAUGAAACAUGUAGCAAGAGGCUAGAUGAAAAAAAGAAUAAUGAACCGAUUUGUACUCCAGAAUAUAUGGAGCGACUACAAGCGCAGCGUGAUAUUUACAGGAAGGUCUUCGAAUUAGCAAAAGAAGCAGCAGAACAAUGGAAACGCCUAAGAAAGACACAAGGUGACCGUGUAAAAGAGGAAGAAGGAAUAGAAAGUGAUAGUGAUGAAGAAGAAGAAGAUCAAGUGGUGGUAAGUACAGAAGCGCAUAACAAAAGAGGCAAUAACUGGUUCUCUCACUUGUUGUAUUGUUUCUUUUUUAUAAUCAUUUUGAAUUUCUAUAUCAUUCUUGGAAUUUAUUU
This is a messenger RNA of Rhizophagus irregularis DAOM 181602=DAOM 197198, 1004 nucleotides long. The record is from RefSeq and is a predicted model, not a curated record. NCBI's taxonomy places the organism in Eukaryota, Fungi, Glomeromycota, Glomeromycetes, Glomerales, Glomeraceae.